Homalodisca vitripennis (glassy-winged sharpshooter) is the source of this 2878-nucleotide messenger RNA. RefSeq lists its product as uncharacterized. Gene Ontology annotation, cellular component: neuronal cell body; neuron projection; transport vesicle. Gene Ontology annotation, biological process: nervous system development. Lineage: Eukaryota; Metazoa; Arthropoda; Insecta; Hemiptera; Cicadellidae. Bases 164 to 1054 code for a protein of 296 amino acids. The record is from RefSeq and is a predicted model, not a curated record. The transcript is spliced from 4 exons.
GUCAGUCAGUAGUUGAGAAGUCGCCCCUGGAGUGAGGUAUCGCGCCUGCCGCUUCUCGUCCCGAUGUCGAGUUCCAUCUGAAGAGGCAGGAGGAUCGUGACAUCAUUGACACAAGUACGAACUUCCACUUUGCCGCUGAGCGAUGAGUACGGAAUAGAUCAGAAUGGACAACUUGGGGUUUAGCAAAGAUGAAGAAACUGAUAAUCACGAACAGAACGCAAAGAGUAAAGAUGAUACCAGAAGCAAUCCUCAGAGACAAGACAGUGGUACUUCAGAGCUAAAGGACAGUGAGGAUGGAAGUAGCUCAGUAGUAUACGGUGCGAGUUCGACAAAGGAGAAGGUGGAGGAGGAGGUCCAUAUAACCAUGGCUGACACAGAUGAUGACGUGGAAGCUGACAGGGCGCACCCAAACAACCCCAGGAUAACGAUCAGCGAAGCUGUGAACAGCCCUUGUGGAAGUGACAGCAGCCAGAAGAGAGCGCAGGAGACUAAGGCUCCAGGGAGAUGCCCGAUUUACUACGGCAUCAAGAGUUACCUCCAUGAUUUCUACUACCCUCCGGACAAGGAGGUACUCAAGAGUGGGGAGUUCACACAGGAGGACGAUUUCCAGUUCCUUGUGGAACCUGGGCGGCGACGCUGGAGAGGGUGUUGGUUCCGUGCCGGUAUCUGGGUAGGCGUCAACUUGAUGCUAUUAGGCAUCAUAGCGAUGCUAGUUGGCCACCUGACGCCGGCUCGCGAAACCAUCGUGAGUCAACACGAGAACUACACGAUCCUGGACCGCUGGGCUGUCACCUACAACAAUCGUCUGGUCAUCUGUCAGCUAGCAGGCCUUGCAAGUUUCACUUGUGGUUCCAUCAUCGUGAUGUUGGUACUCCUGAUUUCCAGCUACCAACAGGAACAAACACGCGCUUACUACGUGAUGGCUGCUACCGUGGUGCCAGAAACGUUUGUGGGCAACCCCCGUGUGGGUCCCAAGAAGGGAUGGGCCAUCCAUCGCAUCCCCUUGAGCGGGUCCGUGCGUGGUGUCCAACCCACCUUAGUCCGCACUAACUAGACUGGAGGAUUCAGGAUUCCGGAUUUCAGCUCGUUGGUCAAAUACCUAAUAUUUAUCUAAAUCUUUUAUUUCAUGUUCAACUGACCAAAUAUACUAUUGUAAACCAAAUUCACAGCUACAAGUAAUCUUCAUUCGUUUGUGUAACAGGGGUUUAUACAGAUAUAUUCAGGAUAACUCAAAUGUCUCAAAUUUCAAAAAAGGUUUUUUUAGUCUUAUCAGAUUUUAAGUGACAAAUUAUUGAAAUAUAUUACAUUCAAAUGUCAUAAAAACCAAUAAGACAAAAUUUAUGUUAAAACAUUUCUAUUUAUGGGUGUCACUUCACGAUUUUUACUUAUCCCACAUAAACAAUAUAGUUCUGGAAUUACUUAUUCGCUUUGGUUACAGCCUGCAUACUAUUACAUGGAUCAUCCUUGACCAAACUAAGUGCUAUGUCCCAAGUUAGUUAAAAUAUUCGAGAAAUAACCAGUUAAAUUAAAGUGAUGUUAUUGGAUACCAGGGGCUUACUUAAAUUUUUACGUUCCAAAAUGGACGCUUGCUAAAUACCAAUUUGCCUGUGACUUUGACUGAGGUUUGAUAUUUCGAUGGUGGUGACAAUAAUAAUCAAAUUUAAACUCAGUAAAAUAUUCGUAAACAUUAUUUUGGUAAUGAUCAAGUACAAAAUAAUAUUGGACCGUUGUGUACAUAUAAUAGUUGUCUAAUGAAGAUCUAGUAUUUAACAAAAAUAUAUUCAACGUGUUUCAUAAGAUCAUAAAAUUACAACAGAACUGAUCACUCCUUAAAUAAGUUAUAUCGGAUUCACUGAGUGUUGAAAGUGAUGUCCCGCCCUCAAAGUCUAUGGGGCUGUGACUUACUGAGGAGAGAAAUCUGUGGCAGUCCAUGUGAACUGCGUAAAUUGCCGAAAUUUCCUAGAAAAGAAUGAUAUUUGACAUAGUGAAAAAGUUUGACGUUUAUUCGGGGAUUUGUAAGAAACAAUCCACCAGUCCUAUCAGUAUGAAACAGUUAUGGAUAAUGCUACAAUAUCUCAAAGCUAAAGCAGUUAAGUUUGUGUUAUUGUUGACCGCAUGCGGACCAGUCACCACGGUAAUGUGGGCGGCGCAUCACUCCUAACACCCGGUGAAUCGAGGAGGUCACUUAUAUGAGGCAGAUUUCCACUCAGAGAUUCCUCCAAUUCAGUCUUAUUUAUUUAAACUUUAUUCUAUAACUGCUUUCAAUACUAGUUACCAUAUAGUAUUGCCAGUUUCGUCAAAUAUAUUGUUACCUUUUCCCUGUUUCUAAAUAACUUUAACUGAUGAUCACGUAAAAGAUUCUUGUACUUUGGUGGCUUCUACAAACAGUGUACGAGAAAAAGUAAAGUUAAAGUAGUUAGUGAUUAAUGUGUAAAGUUAUUCAAAGGUGUGUUAAUAGUGGUGAAUGAUUAGUUACUUUUGAUUAUGAUUACUGAAAAGUGUUCCACUUAUAAGGGUACGAAUUAUCCUUUUAUUAAAACAAAUCCAAAUUUUUGGACAUCUUUCUAAAUAAUAUAAAAUGUAAUUGCAAAAAAUAUGACAUUGCAAAUGAAAAACAUAUCACGAGGAUUAUUUUUCAACUCUUCACUCUUAAGUACAUUCAACUAUGUAUUUAUAAAUGGUGUAUCUCAUGUGCUUUUCAGUGUUUGGCUCAAAGAUCAACAAUAUUGUAGCUUCAUCAUUGUUGAUGUUAGAUUAAAUCAGACUGAAUUUAUUGUUAUAAUUGCUGUUACAUUGUUGUAUGUUGUUACUAUAGUUGUUAGCUUGCAUUGUUUUGGAUCAUUGUUGGUUGUACUACUAAUAAAUGUUCUCACUUUUA